Messenger RNA from Prorocentrum cordatum, 1419 nucleotides. Lineage: Eukaryota; Dinophyceae; Prorocentrales; Prorocentraceae. The record is from the annotation of a GenBank genome assembly.
AUGGGCCGCCCUGCGGGUAACCAGGUAGCGGCCGGGCUGGGGCCAGGCGGCGAGCAGGCGGUUGUCCUCGUGGAGGCGGCUGUGCGCGCGGCGGCGGUGGCAGGCGCCACUCCGCAGGUCGCACCUGCGGUCGCGGGUGCAGCGUUGGGGGCAGCGCUCGGCAAGGCGGGCGCCGUGGGGAUGGCAGCCCAGGUGUCCGACGCCCCGCCCGGCGUCGUUGGCGGCGGCCCGGGGCGCGCAUGGCCGGAGCCAGCGGCGGAGGGCGGACGCGGCCUGCACGGCGCCGGCGGCGGCGGCUCGGCAGCUCGAGAGGGCGUCGAGUGUCUCCACGUCGGCGGGUGCGAGGCCGAAGCGGAGUGCGAGGGUGUCUCGCUGCCCGCGACCUCGCCUUCCCCCACGGUGGUGGCCGAGGCCACGCUGGGGGGGGGCAUGGGAGCGGUCGGGAGCGAGGAGGCCGAGGCCGAGGGCGGCGACGUAGUGAUCAAGGCCCUGGCGAUCGGGACGGAGCUCGCAGUCGCCCUGGAGCGCGACGAGCAGGAGCUGGAGCAGGAGGUCGAGACCGAGGUCGUCGGCGACGCUCAGGCUGUCGUGGCGGGGUGGCCGCAGUGCGUGGAGCCGCAGGGCCGCGAGGUGGGGAAAGUGGACUUGACGCUGCUGGAGGGCGGGGCCGAGAAGGGCGCCCAGGACAGCGGCGCAGCCGGCGGCGAGGACGACUGCACCUUUCCCGAGGUGGCGCCCUUUCCGAAGCUGGAAGACAUGCAAUGCCACCACAUCGGCGAAUGCGAGGCCGACGCGAGCCGCGAGGACGGGACGCUGUUCGCGACCCCGCCCUUCCCCACGAUGGGGGCCGAGCAGAGCGUGCACCAAGUGAGCCUCGAGCCCGGCUUCGUGGGAGGCCGUGGCGAGUUCGUGAUCGACGACGGUGAGAGGCAGCAAGGGACGGACGAGUCCAUCGUGAAGUGCCGUGUGGAAGGCGGCUGCGAGUUGCCGAAUACGCAUGGCGUGCUGGCGGACCUCGGGAAUACCGACGAGGAGAAGGCCGUGCGGUCGCGCUGGGCCGACUCCAUCGACGACGUCGUGCACCUGGUCGUGGAGGCCGCCGAGGUGCCGCAGGUGGCAGAGGAGUGCAAAAACGACAAGUGGGAGGCCGUCUUCGCGGCCAAUCGUGAAGCGCACACGCGGGCGGCAGAGGCGCAGGCGUGCACCGUGGCCCAGAAGGGGCUCGUGCACGACCGAGUCGUCGAGGGCAUCGAGGCCGUGCCCCCUGGGGCCGAUUUGGGGCUCAGCGAGCCUGAGGGCAUGGGCAAGCGCCGACAAGAGGGGGAAGAGCGGGCGAUGCGCAGGGACGGUGUGGGCGCCGUGCCGCGCUGGCGGACAUUCGAAGCAGUGCUGGGUAAAGGUUGGCCCCCUAGGGGUUGA